AUUAUUGCCGUAAAGAUCAUAGGCUAGAGCAAACACGGGGUCUGAAUCGUUUGAUCCUCGCUUCAAGUCCAUUAAAUGAAUCGCCAAUAACAUUCUAAAACUAAAAAAUGGGAAUUAUUUUGUAUAAUUAUCAUUCACUGCUCUCAAAUUCAUUUAUUACCAAAAGACCCACUUCAUCAGAUUUUUCUCUUCACCAGGUCCGCUCCUUCAUUCCUUCACGCCCUCAGAUCAUCACAGGAACAUUGAAGAUGGCCCAGCAAAGUUCUACACAAAACCCAAUAAUGCAGCAACAGAAAAUCGUAAUUACAAACAACAACAGUGAGAAACUUGUUGGUAUAUUGAAUGAAACUGGAUCUACAGAGAUCGUGAUCUUGUGCCAUGGUUUUCGAUCCUCAAAGGAGAGCAACACUAUGGUGAACCUUGCUGUUGCUUUAGAAAAUGAAGGACUCAGUACCUUCCGUUUUGACUUUGCUGGAAAUGGGGAAAGUGAAGGUACAUUUCAGUAUGGUAACUAUUGGAGAGAGGCUGAAGACUUGCAUGCGGUAAUUCAACACUUCAGUGGGGCAAACCGGCUAAUAAGUGCGAUUCUUGGUCAUAGUAAAGGAGGCAAUGUCGUGCUCCUAUAUGCAUCUAAAUAUCAUGAUAUCUGCACGGUUGUCAAUGUUUCUGGCCGUUAUAAUCUGAAGGGAGGCAUUGAAGAUCGCUUGGGUAAAGACUUCAUUGAAAGAAUCAAGAAGGAUGGUUUUAUUGAUGUUAAAAAUAGAUCAGGAGAAGUUGAUUAUCGCGUGACUGAGGAAAGUGUGAUGGAUCGCUUAAACACAAAUAUGCAUGAAGCAUGCCUCAAGAUUGACAAGGAAUGCAGGGUUUUGACGGUCCAUGGAUCUGCUGAUGAAGUUAUCCCGAUCAAAGAUGCAUUGGAGUUCGCCAAAAUCAUACCUAACCACAAAUUACACAUGGUAGAAAGAGCAGAUCAUUGUUAUACUUCACAUCAAACUGAAUUAGCUUCUGUUGUUAUCCCGUUCAUCAAGGAAGGUCUGCAGCAAGGCAAGGAUAUUUCUCAGUACUCUUGUGUCCAGUGACCAACAGACCUACAUAUUUAGUUCUUAGCGGAAACGACCACUGAUUUUGUGAGAGAUGUUUGAGCCAAACUGCAUCUGGAGCUUAUUAAGCAGGAAACUCCUCCUCCAUCAUCCCCAUUGUUGGUUCCUGAUAAACAGAAUUAGGGUUUAAGCAUCAAUUGCUACUUGAUACACGGCUGAUUCGACCAACACUAUGUUCUCUCUGACGCAUAAUGAAUUAAGCAGGAAACUACUCCUUCCUCAUCCCCUUGUUUCCUUGCAACAUUUGUUGUGGUUAAGCUUGAAUUUCAGAAUUGUUAUUAACUUUGUAUAUACAUUUUCUUUUUCUACC
Cornus florida is the source of this 1410-nucleotide messenger RNA. RefSeq lists its product as uncharacterized. NCBI's taxonomy places the organism in Eukaryota, Viridiplantae, Streptophyta, Magnoliopsida, Cornales, Cornaceae. Gene Ontology annotation, cellular component: cytosol. The transcript is spliced from 8 exons. The record is from RefSeq and is a predicted model, not a curated record. The coding region runs from base 108 to 1079 and encodes 323 amino acids.